AUGGCAAGAGGGGGCACUAGGCUAAAUCACCUGCUUUUUGCAUAUGAUCGUGUCCUUUUUGGAAAGGCCAAGAGUGAGGAAUGGAAGAAGCUUAUGGAUAUGUUAAAAGUCUAUGAAAGGGCCUUAGCAACAAAGAAAAACUUGUGGAAAAGGAAAGCAGUAGAGAAUGCUUCAUGUCCAAUAUGUGGCUUUGAGGAGGAAACUGCCAUGCAUGUUAUGUGGCAAUGCCCUGCUGCAAGGGAUAUUUGGAUAGGUUCAAUUCAAGUUAUACAGAAAUGGUCCAGUGUAGAAGAUAAUUUUCUGAUUCUAUGGGAGAAGUUAAUAGAUAAAUUGACAGAUAAGGAGCUAGAGUUAGUGGCUGUAUUGAUGAGACUAUUGUGGCUUAGAAGAAACUCUUUCAUUUUUGAAGAGAAGUUCAAAGAUCCUGAUUCUGUAAUUAGAUCAGCUAGAGCAGUUAUUGAAGAUUUCCAAGAGGCUAGGAUAGAUGAGUCAAAGAUAAAAAGUCCAGUUACCAUUGGAAGUGGCAGUCAAAGGUGGAUUAAGCCGACACAAGGAUUCAUAAAAGCAAACUGGGAUGCUUCUUUAGGCACACAAAAUUUGGGACUUGGUAUUGUUUUGAGGAAUGGUAUUGGAGAAGUCCUGGCUUGUGCUUGUUAUAAAAAACCACCAGUUUCUGAUUCUACUCUAGCAGAAACUAUGGCACUAUGGCAGGCUGUCGAACUAAGUAAUGAAUUGGGUUUUAGAGUCAUUCUUGAAGGGGAUGCUCAAGUCAUGGUACAAGCUAUUAACAGUGAGGAUGAGGACUUUUCUCUUGGUGGGCAUAUAGUAGAGGAUGUUAAAGUUGUUUUGAGAGAGAGAAGGGCAUGGAAGGUUCAGUUUACAAGAAGAGAAGGAAAUGGGGUGGCAAAUUCGUUAGCAAAAAAAGCUUUAUUAGUUGAACAUGAUUAG
Messenger RNA from Carya illinoinensis, 948 nucleotides. RefSeq lists its product as uncharacterized. The transcript has 2 exons. Lineage: Eukaryota; Viridiplantae; Streptophyta; Magnoliopsida; Fagales; Juglandaceae. The record is from RefSeq and is a predicted model, not a curated record. Gene Ontology annotation, molecular function: RNA-DNA hybrid ribonuclease activity; nucleic acid binding. The coding region runs from base 1 to 948 and encodes 315 amino acids.